AUGUGUUCCAUAAUAGAUGGACUGAAGCACCGGAAGCUUCAAUCGAUCAACUCUCAAUCGUACAAUUUAACGAGUACCACCUAUGACGAUGAUCAGGUGGAAUGGUGCAUUACGCUUACUUUUCUAGCCCGUUUGAUUGCAUACGUUGGAAUUCUAACAUUGCUUGUGAUUGUUGCAUACAUGAUAUUGAAGUACAUAAAUGAGUACGAUGGUGAGGAGGGCGGUAUAGAGGAUAUAAGAGAAAGUACUGAAACAAGCACGUUACAACCCGGAAAGACGAUGCCAGUAACAUACGGGACAUGUGACGAGUGCGAUAUAGAAUCCGGAAAUUGCAGCAACAGCAGCAGCAGCAGCAGUAAUAGUAGCAAUGGCCCAAUUACAAGCUCCUCUGAGGACUUGUAUGAUGGGAAAAUAUGUGUGAUCUGCUACACUGAGCAAAGGGAUUGUUUUUUGGUUCCUUGUGGACAUUGUGCUACCUGCUACGUCUGUGCACAGAGAGAAUACAUGUUGCAGGAUUUUUUAUGGGGAGAGCAAAAUAUGUCCAAUAUGCCGAAGAUCCAUUCGCAAAGUUAG
Prunus armeniaca (apricot) is the source of this 573-nucleotide messenger RNA. NCBI's taxonomy places the organism in Eukaryota, Viridiplantae, Streptophyta, Magnoliopsida, Rosales, Rosaceae. The record is from the annotation of a GenBank genome assembly.